Olea europaea var. sylvestris is the source of this 447-nucleotide messenger RNA. RefSeq lists its product as uncharacterized. The transcript is spliced from 2 exons. Gene Ontology annotation, molecular function: nucleic acid binding. NCBI's taxonomy places the organism in Eukaryota, Viridiplantae, Streptophyta, Magnoliopsida, Lamiales, Oleaceae. The record is from RefSeq and is a predicted model, not a curated record. Bases 1 to 447 code for a protein of 148 amino acids.
AUGGCACUCUGUACCAUAUGGAGGUCACUUCGUAACAUUCAAGACACUGACAAAGCCAAAUAUGGAGUGAAACACCGUAUCUCGACUCCAUACCAUUCUCAGACUAGUGGGCAAGUGGAAAUCUCCAACAAGGAGUUAAAAAUGAUUUUCAAAGUUAUGGUCAAUGCAUCACAUAAAGACUGGGCUAAGAAAUUAGAUGAUGCAUUUUGGUCAUAUAGAACAACAUUUAAAACUCUAAUGUGCAUCUCUCCAUAUAGGCCGGUAUUCGGAAAGGCCUGUCAUCUGCCUGUUGAGCUAGAACAUAAAGCAUAUUGGGCGACACACAUGCUCAAUUUCAACAUGAGGGCAACAGAAGAGAAGAGGGUUCUACAACUUCAUAUGCUAGAGGAGUUUCGUUUGGAUUCGUAUGAGGAUGCAAAGAUUUAUAAGGAAAAGACUAAAAGAUGA